Messenger RNA from Juglans microcarpa x Juglans regia, 928 nucleotides. Its product is annotated as photosystem I reaction center subunit N, chloroplastic-like. The record is from RefSeq and is a predicted model, not a curated record. NCBI's taxonomy places the organism in Eukaryota, Viridiplantae, Streptophyta, Magnoliopsida, Fagales, Juglandaceae. Gene Ontology annotation, biological process: photosynthesis. Gene Ontology annotation, cellular component: chloroplast photosystem I.
GCCCAAACACAGCAUGGAGAACAGAGCUUGCCAAUAGGAGUGAGUCAAUCUCACCUUAUCCACACUCCCUCCACUAUCCAUUAUCGCAUUCAUUAUCAUAUCACUCCUUAUCAAAUAUCCAUAACCCCAUAAACAACCACUAACCACCCUCUCUUCACCUUUGUUCAGUAGCUCAUUGGAAUGAAAAAGUGAACUUUGAUUUCCUAGUGCAAUCAGAGUUUGCAGCAAUGGCAGCCAUGAACUCUACUGUUUUGGCAUGCAACUAUGCCAUCUCGGGCGCUGGAUUGCCCGAGAUUAAUGCAAAGCUUGCUUCCAUGCCUUCUGUGGCAUCCCCAGUUGUGGCUGGUCACAAGUUGCCUGUGAUCAGGGCCCAACAGGUUAGAGUUUCUGAACCAAAAGAAUCCAGUGGAGGUGAAGGAAGAAGGGCUGCACUGCUUGGCCUAACAGCCGCCCUUUUCACAACUGCUGCUGCCGCCUCCAAUUCCUCUGCCAAUGCAGGUGUCAUCGAAGAAUACCUUGAAAAGAGUAAAGCGAACAAGGAACUGAAUGACAAGAAGAGAUUGGCCACGAGUGGUGCAAACUUUGCACGAGCUUAUACAGUUCAAUUUGGCACAUGCAAGUUCCCCGAGAACUUCACCGGCUGCCAAGAUCUUGCCAAGCAAAAGAAAGUGCCAUUUCUUUCUGAGGAUUUGGCGCUGGAAUGUGAAGGGAAGGACAAAUACAAGUGUGGUUCCAAUGUUUUCUGGAAAUGGUGAAGAGGAAAAUCUUAUUCCCUUCCGUACCAUGUGCUUUCCUCUUAACAUGUACCUAAAUUUCUGUUAAAGAAACGCUACUACAUUCGUGUCUUUUGCAAUGUGCUUUCUCAAAUUCAGAUCUUUCCAAAUACCCAUUGUUUAUUUUCAUGAAUGGACAGUAAAAAUUAAAGCGA